AUGGACUCAGAUUUAUUACCCGAACUACAGAUAUGCUCGAAGUCAAAGUGCAAAAAUGUUCUCCCUCAUGAUAGUACCUGGAAAACAUGUGAGAGGUGCCGAGAGUAUGACAAAAUCAAUGCAGCUGCUCGGAGGAAGAGAAAAAGAGAGGCCCAACCCGAAGAGCCGAGGCCUGCCCCACCCCCUCCACUGGCACCUAUGGCACCAACUGUGGUAGCUAGAACAGCUGGAAACAAUGCAGAACAUCCAAUAGCUGUGGAAAGUGACUCUUCAGAGGGAAUCCAUAGUCGAAGCUACAAAGAUAGUCAAAGUCUCUUCAUGGAGCUCCGAAGAGCUUUUAAGACUUCGAAGGUCAUUUCCUUCUAUGGACACUAUACCGUGCUUGUAGAUCCACUCAUGAAUGAACGAGAACAAGUCAAAAUGACUGCUUUUGAAAUUUGGAAGAUUACUGGAUACAGAUUUAAAGUGAAGGAUCACUUCAUUCAUAACAAGACUCGAUUCUGGUGCUGUCAAGACGUCUCACGGAAGCAGAAGGCCCGUCCAAGUCAAAAAGAAGGUGUCAAACACCGUGAUACAGUGGGGAUGAAAUGUUUCGACUGUUACAGCACUCUUGUUGUGUCAUGUUGCCAACACACCCCUGACGAUAUUGAUCAGCGGACCUUGUCCAUCCAUAUCGAGCAUCACGACUCACACACGCCAUACUUUGACAUCACAAUGCCAGCGGAGGCAACAGAAAUCAUCUGCAAUAACCUCGAGUGGAGUAUACCGAGCACAUUGGUACCAAGGAUUCAGGGACUCUUCUCGAACAUCACAUCCAAACAAGUUCAUUCUGCUUGGUCGUGCAUGAGCCAAAUCCUGUGGAAGAAGGACGAAAAUCAACUCACAUCUGCAAAAUUAUUGCUUGACGAGCUCGCAGGGGAUAAAGUAGAUAACACGAACUCAAAGCACCUUGAACUAUAUAGUGUCCUUGGCGAGUUUGAUAAUGCUGGGUUCCCACUGUCGUACUGCCUGUUAUCCACUGCAACGUCAAUUGAGAUUGGAAAAUGCACCACUGCACUGCGGAAGUGGGCACAGUGUCUUCGAGACAAGUAUGGUGUUGUCCCUGCCUUCGUUCAUGUUGACAAGGACAUGGCGGAGAUCAGCAUGUCGAAAAAGCGCUUAUCAAAAUCCAAACUUACCACAACACCUUAUAAAGCAGCACGGGCACACAAGGAAUUCUCGUUCAUAGACGUCAACUUCAGGCCAUCAGGGACAUCUGAUCCAAACGAGCAUGAGGGAGGCAUGCUUAUUCAACCAGACAAAACACAGGAUGACACACCUGUUCCAACACUGGCAUUCCAUAUCCCAAAUCCAUCUCAAUUUCCAAGUCAGCCACUCCCAGACUCAUAUCACAACAUCAAUGAUCGCAAGGACAUACCCACAGGUUUGAAAAUUAUCAUCAAAAUACCUAAACAGGAACCUCAAUCGGGAGAUAUUGAACGAUCACGACACACCUUUUGUUCAUCAGAAUUUCGUGAACACGUCAUUGAAAUGAUGGAACGGCACUUCUGCGCACAUCCACUUAUCCCCGGAUACUCACACCCAAGCGCUGCAGGAAUAAGGCAGUGGGCAGUGCGCCAGAUGUACACAUUUUGCCGGGAGCACGACCUCUGUGAACUGUGGGCCUACCUUUGGGAGAACUGGUACAAAAAGGGCCGUUUUGAGCUAUGGGCACGUUCAGCGGGUGACAAGAUACCUCAACUAAAAACGACGAUGAUCAUGGAGAGCCACUGGCGGCACAUCAAAAUUGACUACCUCACGCACUUCUCGAAGCCACGAGUUGAUCUACUGAUCUGGAUCCUUGUCGUCAAACUCGCACCAACAUACUAUAAAAAGAUUGACCACCUACUCAAUGAUUUUGGCCGAUUUCAGGAGUUGUCGUCGUGGUGA
Molecule: messenger RNA, 1929 nt
Organism: Suillus bovinus
Lineage: Eukaryota; Fungi; Basidiomycota; Agaricomycetes; Boletales; Suillaceae
Exons: 7
Coding region: 1-1929 (642 amino acids)
Source: RefSeq, a predicted model, not a curated record